UGCCUGAAUGGUCCUCUCUGCCUUCCUCUCUUGUGACAGAUGAUGGCUGAAGCCCAACUGUUUAUAUCACAGGAUGAGUUCAUCUGCGCGGUGUGUCGGGAAAUCCUGAGUGACCCUGUGUCGAUUCCCUGUGGACACAAUUUUUGUAUCAAGUGCAUCAAUAUCUACUGGGAUAAAAACAAAGAGUACAGAUGUCCUCAAUGUAGAAGGCGCUUCACACCAAGGCCUGAACUGCACAUAAACGCUGUGUUGAAUGAAGUCACCAAGAAAAUAAAGAAUACAGGACUCAGUUCUCCUCCAUCUAAGAAUUACGCCGGCUCUGGAGACGUGAAGUGUGAUGCCUGUACUGGGAAGAAGUUCAGAGCGGUGAAGUCUUGUCUGACCUGUAUGGCCUCUUACUGCAAGACUCAUCUGCAGCCUCACUAUGAUGCAGCUGCCUUGAAAUAUCACAAGCUGACUGAUCCUGAUGGAAAUCUAAAGGAGAAACUCUGUGCAAGGCAUCAGAAAAAUCUGGAAAUAUUUUGUAAAACUGAUGAGAUAUGUGUCUGCCCAAUUUGUGGAGUGACUGAACACAACAGCCAUCAAAUGGUCAAGCUGGAGACAGAAAGAAAAGAAAAACAGAAACAGCUGGGGGCAACAUGGAUUGAAGUCAGGAGGAGACUUGAGAUGAAAGAGAAGAAACUGAAGGAGACAAGAAGGACGGUGGAGCAGAUGAAGGAAGCCCCCAGGGGACUGACUUGGAAGAUCGGAAAACAAGAAAACAGAGAAAUAGAAAAUGCUGAAAAAGUCAUGGAGCAUCUAAGGACGGAGAUUGAGGAACUGAAGUGGAGAGACAAUGAGAUGAGGGAGCUUUCACAGACCAAGGACCAUGUUCACUUCCUGCAGCUUUUCUCAUUCCUCUGCGAUCUUCCUGCUGAUAGAGACUCACUCUGCUUCACUGUCAUUGCUGAUUUCUCUAAGAAGGAAUUGUCAUGUCUGAAGAAGAGUGGGGAGAAGAUCAGCCAGUGGGACAGCAAGACAAGGACUCCAUCAGCUCCAAUGUUCACCCUACAGCCUCUUGAACCUCAGAGCAGAGAGCAGUUUUUACAAUACUUCUGUCCACUCACAUUGGACAUCAACACGGCAAACAGACUCCUCUGUCUGUCUGAAGGGAACAAGAAGGUGACAUGGGAGUGGAAUGACUAUCCUUAUCAUCCUGACAGAUUUGACCACUGGUCCCAAGUUCUGUGUAGAGAGGCUCUGAUUGGGACUCGCCAUUACUGGGAAGUAGAGUGCAGUAGAGACUUAAUGAGGAUAGGAGUCGCAUAUAAAGGACUGAGCAGGAAAGGAGAGGGCUGGGAGUGCGUCCUUGGAAACAACGACAAGUCCUGGUGUUUGCUGUGUUUUAAUUCCAAGUAUUUUGUGUGUCACAAUAACAAGCAAACUAUAAUCAGUGCCCCCUACAGCCCCAGAAUAGGUGUGUAUCUGGACUGGCUUGCUGGCUCUCUGUCGUUUUAUAGCGUGUCAUACACAAUGACCCUCCUGCACAAGUUCAACACCUCCUUCACUGACCUGCUGUAUCCAGGAUUUUGGCUUGGCUCAUACUCCUGUGUAACAAUCAGCCAUCUGACCAGUACCCUCUAGUUGGCAUUUGAAAAAGUAUACAGUUCAUUAUAAAAGAAAUAACAAUAGAAAUUAAAACAAAAGAAUAAAACACCUGUAAGAAGGCACUUUAAAUAUUAUUACUAAACAAAAUUUAAGUUUAACUGAAUUAAGAGCAAAACAGGGUGACACAAUCACACAGUCACAUAACUUUCAGAGCUGACAGAUAAGCUGUUUGUUUGGUUGUCAAACUGCCCCCUCUAGUGGCCGCUCUCAAUAUUACAUGCAUGGCAAUGUGUAGGAGGAAAAAUUUUGGUUUUAUGUUAAUUUUAAUUAAUCUUUUUUUUUAAUGAUGGUGAAGCGUUUACAAAAUAUAAAGCCAAUAAUUUAUUACAGUUUGCAAAAUAAACUCAUAAGGGUAUUUGGUGAUAAAACAAUAAGGACAACUGAUAUUUGUCAAAUUUGUUCAUUUGUAAAUAUUACUGAUCAUAUCUCACGUGUUGCAUGUUCUAAAGAUAUAACACUCCAUAUUGAUGAUCCAUUUCUUAAUAGCGUUGGAAAAAUCUAAAUAUGUUUUUUUAUUUUCUCACUUUUUUAUCUUUAAGA
Messenger RNA from Erpetoichthys calabaricus (reedfish), 2187 nucleotides. Its product is annotated as E3 ubiquitin/ISG15 ligase TRIM25-like. The transcript has 6 exons. Lineage: Eukaryota; Metazoa; Chordata; Cladistia; Polypteriformes; Polypteridae. Gene Ontology annotation, molecular function: zinc ion binding; protein binding. The record is from RefSeq and is a predicted model, not a curated record. The coding region runs from base 40 to 1623 and encodes 527 amino acids.